GCGUUUAUAUAUGUAUUUAAACUUUCUUCGGCUCCUCUCCCUAUCCGCGAACCGUGCGAUGUUAUUGGCGAAACGCGACGGUGCAUAAAGUCCAAGGAGCUAGCGACAUUCCUACACGAUUCCCAGCACGGGUUCGCUUAAUUUCAGUGAAAGCUUGUAACGUAAGCUUUACAUAAUGGGUCCUUUAACAACAAGUGUGAGACACACUUUCCAUUCUCUCUGCACGACCGCGGUAAGGGCAGUCUCGACGAAUGUGAUGCUGAACCCGAAAGAGGAAACGAAAGAAGUGGUACUCAAAUACUUGGAUGGGAAGGACAAUGGUAUCUUAGUAUUGGGAUUGAACCGACCCAACUCUUGCAACGCACUGGGCAAAACACUGGUCAGUCAGUUGAAAGACGUUCUCUCUUCCGUCAGAGAAGAUUCCAAACUGCGAGUGUUGAUCAUUCGCAGCUUGAUACCGAAAAUCUUCUGCGCCGGUGCAGAUUUAAGAGAGAGAUCGAGGAUGGAGAAUUCAGAGAUCACGAAAUUCGUUUCGAUAUUGAGAAAUAUGAUGGUAGAAGUAGAAACUCUGUCAAUGCCGGUAAUAUCGGCGAUCGAUGGUGCGGCGAUGGGCGGAGGGCUGGAGCUUGCUUUGGCUUCAGAUAUCAGGGUCGCUUCGUCAGAGGCAAAAAUGGGACUCGUCGAAACGAAAUGGGCCAUCAUUCCCGGUACCGGUGGUACCCAGCGUUUACCGAGAAUAAUCGGGCCUGCCAAAGCUAAGGAACUGAUUUAUACCUCUCGCAUAGUCGAUGGCGAAGAGGCGAUGAAAAUUGGUCUGGUGAACCAAGUGGUCCCGCAAAAUAAAGCCGGCGACGCCGCUUACGAAGCCGCUUUGUCGAUUGCCAGAGAAAUUUUGCCGAAUGGACCGAUUGGAGUAAAAAUGGCGAAGACGGCGAUAUCGCAGGGGCUUCAGGUACCUAUCAAAGACGGAUUUGAAAUUGAAAAGGAGUGUUACAGCAAAGUGGUCGAUACUCGGGAUAGAAUCGAGGGACUUGCGGCGUUUGUGUCGAAACGUUUGCCGGUUUAUCAGGGAAUGUAAAUAUUGUCGAGGAUACAACGCGCUUUACGCAUCUAUCACGCUUAAUCGACAUAUCAACGAUUCUUAACUCUGAUAACAUAUACCAUUCUCGUGUUGCGUUAUAUCAUAAUACGACUAAUAUUGCUGUUUUUAAAAGUUAUUCACGGGCAUUUAUAUGAAUGGUAGGACAAUAACUAAUGUUAGUAUAGUAUUAAGAUUUACAGCGUUAAAUAUUUUUGUACACGAUUCAUUAUAAUCUUAAGAAAAACAAUCUACGUCAUUUUUAAAUUUCA
Molecule: messenger RNA, 1350 nt
Organism: Ceratina calcarata
Lineage: Eukaryota; Metazoa; Arthropoda; Insecta; Hymenoptera; Apidae
Product: methylglutaconyl-CoA hydratase, mitochondrial
Exons: 3
Coding region: 176-1078 (300 amino acids)
Biological process (GO): fatty acid beta-oxidation
Cellular component (GO): mitochondrion
Molecular function (GO): catalytic activity
Source: RefSeq, a predicted model, not a curated record